Molecule: messenger RNA, 6438 nt
Organism: Owenia fusiformis
Lineage: Eukaryota; Metazoa; Annelida; Polychaeta; Sabellida; Oweniidae
Source: the annotation of a GenBank genome assembly
GAAACAACAUACACUGGCGCAAUCCGGCAGACUUUUGGAUUUUGAAAUUUCGGAUUUUUUUGAACUUCUCUCUAAUCAUGUUAUUACAACAUAGAUAAUGAAACGAUAGUACUAUAAUUUGAUCAAAGAAGUAAUUAAUAAUAUUUAAAUGCUGAAUUUAUAUCGAAUGCAGGCAGAACGAGCCCUGCGCAGGGUUCAAAACUUGCGGAAUAUUUUGAGUUCAAAUCAUCAUGUUGGACUUCGACCAGUUUCAUCUGACAGUAAGGUGUCCAUUGGAGAUGUGACAGUGACAGUAAAAACUCCAAAAAAUGUUGAGCUGGUCCCAACUAAAUAUUUAACUGACCCCCUCCCACAGUCUAUUGCCAGACACUUAAGAUGGAUUAUGCAGAAAGACUUGCUGGGACAAGACGUCUACUUAAUUGGAGCACCAGGGCCACUCAGACGGACUAUAGCCAUGAUGUACCUGGAAUUGACCAAGAGAGAGGCAGAGUAUGUUUCACUGUCAAGAGAUACUACAGAAUCUGACCUCAAACAAAGAAGAGAAAUCAAAUCUGGGACAGCUUUCUAUAUUGACCAGUGUGCUGUACGAGCAGCUGUUGAAGGGAGAAUACUCAUUCUAGAAGGUAUAGAAAAGGCUGAAAGGAAUGUCCUCCCUGUAUUAAACAAUCUACUUGAGAAUAGAGAGAUGCAAUUGGAUGAUGGCCGGUUUCUUAUGGCAGCAGAUAGAUAUGAUAAAUUAUUGAAGGACCAUGAAAAGAGUGAAUUAGAUGCCUGGAAACUAGUAAGAGUCAACAAAGAUUUCCGUGUAAUCGCACUAGGUUUACCUGUUCCUCGUUACCGUGGCAACCCACUGGACCCCCCACUGAGAUCCCGUUUCCAAGCAAGAGACAUUACAUCACUUCCAUUUAAGGACCAGAUUGAUGUUUUGAAUGCAGUCGGACCAAGAGUUCCCUCUGAAAGGCUGUCCCAGAUGUUGUCCUUUGCAACGACCAUGUUAUCUGAGGAGUCGCAUUCUAUGGGUCUCCCUGAUUUCCCCAUUGACAACUUGAGGGCAGUUAUGGCUAUUUUGGAUGCAAUGCCAACCACAUCCUGUCAGAACUUAUUAUCGCGGCUCUACCCACAUGACGUGAUGUUAGGAAAGGAGGGAAAAACUGCCGUCCAUGAUAUGAUCAAGAAAUUUGAAUUAGAUGACCCAACAAGGCACCAGUACAACUCCAGUGUUAAUGAAGUCAGAGCAUCUGGUAGUGUUUGUGACAUCAGUGCAAAUGUUAAUGGUGGCAACUAUCAUUUUGAGGUUCCGGGUGGAGGUCUCCAUAUCUCUAGUCAGUCUUCAGGAUUUGUGAGGACAAAACAUCACGACCAACUACUUGCAGAUAUUAUGCAGUCCCAUAUGGUCUCCGACUUCUGUAUUGUAGGAACAAGGGGUUGUGGGAAGACUGUGCUUAUAAAGCAGUUUGCUGAUAUGUUAGGCUAUCAUAUAGAACCAAUAAUGUUAUAUCAGGAUAUGACAUCAAGAGAUCUAUUACAACAAAGAACAACUCUACCCAAUGGAGAUACAACAUGGCGGCCAUCACCCUUGGUUACUGCUGCCCUUGAAGGGAGUCUCGCAGUUCUGGAUGGCGUACACAGAGUCAACCCUGGCACAUUUGCAGUAUUACAUAGGCUGAUUCACGACAGAGAACUGAGUCUGUUUGAUGGCAGUCGACUAUUAAGGAGAGAUAGAUAUGAUGCUCUUAAGGAAUCAACUGGAUUCACUGAUAAAGAGCUCUAUGAAAAGGGUAUUCUACCGAUCCACCCCUCAUUCAGGAUAAUAGCACUUGCAGAGCCACCUGUAUUAACCAGUAGUACACAACAGUGGAUGACCCCCGAGGUCCUUACUAUGUUCUUAUAUCACCAUAUGAGACCCAUGCAGCGGAAUGAAGAGAACGAAGUCCUGCAUAAAAUUGUGCCUGAUGCAGUUAACUUGAGUCCUAUAUUAGAAUUGACCAAUAAGCUCAGAGCCUCACAUGAUACCACUGUCCAGUCAAUAGCUUCCUCCCUCUCCACUCGCCAGCUGGUUAGAAUCGCCCAUCGUCUCGCAAAAUACCCAGAAUCCAACUUUUAUGACAUCAUCCACAAAGCUUGUCUUUCAAGAUUUCUACCUCGCAUGGCUAAACAGUCCCUUGACCAAGUCAUGGAAGAUGUAGGGAUCACCAAGGUAACAGAGACCAGAACAGUAGACAACCUUGAGAAAUCCAUCACAUGUGAAAUCAAAGAGGGAAUACUGAGGAUUGGGACCACAGAGGUAGCUGUACAUAAUCCAGAAACAAAGAUGAAAGUCCCUGAUGUCUUGUUCUAUGAGAAUGCACAGCAUCUAUCAGUGAUGGAAGAUAUGUUAAAGGAUUAUCUUCUAGGAGAACAUCUACUGCUAGUGGGCAACCAGGGUGUCGGCAAGAACAAGAUAAUAGAUAGGUUCUUAUACCUGUUGAAUAGACCAAGGGAAUACCUUCAGUUACAUAGGGAUACAACAGUACAGACUCUGACCCUGCAGCCCACGGUGCAAGAUGGUGUCAUUGUGUAUGAAGACUCUCCCUUGGUGCGUGCAGUAAAGUUAGGACACAUUCUAGUCAUAGAUGAAGCAGACAAGGCUCCAACUAAUGUCACAUGUAUUCUUAAGACACUCGUUGAAUCCGGAGAAAUGCAUUUAGCUGAUGGUAGAAGAAUUGUCAGUGCACACUCAGGAAUUCCCAGCAGUGAGAAAGUGAUAGUAGCUCACCCAGACUUCAGAAUGUUUAUUCUCGCCAAUAGGCCAGGGUUCCCUUUCCUGGGAAAUGAUUUCUUUGGUGCUAUGGGUGACAUAUUCAGUGCUCAUGCAGUUGACAACCCAAACAUUGACUCUGAGAUGGCAAUGCUACGACAAUACGGGCCAGAUGUUGAGGAACAUAUACUUCGCAAAUUGGUCCUUGCAAUUGGAGAAUUACGAGAUAUGGCUGACCAGGGACUCAUAUCAUAUCCUUACUCCACUAGGGAGGUUGUCAAUAUGGUGAAACAUUUACAGAAAUUUCCAAAUGAAGGGUUAUCAAAUGUUGUUCGCAACGUGUUCGACUUUGACAGUUACAAUGAAGAACUACAAGAAACCAUAGUAAAAACCCUACAAAAACACGGAAUCCCAAUUGGAGCGAAACCAACCAAUGUGGAGCUGGCCAAAGAGUUCCCACUUCCAGCGUUUCAACUGUCAGGCCAAUGGAAUAUUGCAAGACAAGGGGGUCGUACCAAAACUGGAUUGAUACAUUGUCCUUCAGAAUCAAAAACAUUAAGAAUAAAGGGGCCAGUAAGAGUAGCUACCCAGACAUUUCCUUUGGAGAGAUCAGAAGCCAGAUCAGAACACUUCACAGAACAAGAAGCUUACUGGACCAUACCACUUGAUGAUACCAACAUUAUAGCAGAUGUGGCUGUUUGCCAAGCUAAGUAUCGCCAUGCAAGUCAAACUGAUGACAUCAUACACGUUGUGACCUGCAAUCCGAUUGGUUUAUACACCAUGACGCCAAACAGCAGAUUCAUAUCGCAUAUUGACCUUUACGAUGUGUUUCCAAUGGGCCUUGGGGUACACAGAUCGUUGAAGCCAAAAGUAAAGCUCGCCACUCUUGGUGCGUCACUGAAUGACUGUGUGAUUCUCCAUGAAGAAAGCUCAAAUGUGACCCUGAUCAUAAACACAGAAACUGGUGAUGUCACAAGGCUUCUGAUGUCAUCUUAUCUGGAGGAAGCAGCAGGGAAAAUAACACGCACCUUCCUCAAUAAAGCAACGGAGACUUGGAAGAUGUGUAGUGAGUUCUCACACGAGGGAGAUGGCAUGGUGGUCUUUCAUCAAGAAAAUGGUCAAACUAUUGAUGUAUUAAAUGUGCUGGAAGGAACAUCUUGCAGUAUUACAGUCCCUAUUAAGAUACAAUCCAUGCAUCUCGUUGAUAGAGACACUUGGCUUCUUACACAGUCUGAUGAAAAUAUGAAAUAUGUACUGAGGAGGAAGGGCAGCGAUUAUGUACUUCAGCCAAUCACAGAAGAGCAAUCCAACUUGGAUGACCCCCUAAUUGGGAGAUACAUUGAGCUAGCUGGGAGUUCACCUUUAGAGAAAACCAUCCUUAGUCGGGCACUUGGUCAGAGCCUCGACAGCCCCAAUAGAGUCAUGGUAACGAGGGAAACAUAUGCCUCUAUAGCGCUUGGCUUCCCGGAUCUUGAUACAGACUUAGAUAUCUACACUCUACCAAGGGAAGAACUCCCGCAGGUGAAUAAAAACAUCUCUAAGGAUCAGUUCGCAGCCAUUUUGAAUCGUCCUCCUUCUGCUAAUGCUAAAUCGGGUAUUGUAUACCUCCCCGAUUCUGGAAUGGUUAUACGUGCGCUACCAACUUGGAAGGUACCAACAAAAGUCUUCCCUGGAGGAGCAAAACCACAGGGUCUUACUGGUUAUUUGGAAAUAACAGAUUUAGCCAAUCAUAAAUUGAGAUACAUCCCAGUGCCAGGUGCAAGACACCAGUCUCCCUACACCAAUUGGAUGUCUUCAAAUUCAGACGUCAGUCUUGUCAUGGCCAAUCUUUCCAAUGACAACGUAGUCACGGUUGAUGCAGGAGGGUGUGUCAGGCUGUGGGAGACUGUAUUGGUCCAUCUUGAAAAAUCAAUGCAACAGUGGAGGAAUAUGAUUGGUCAGGAUGAUGGCCGACCAUUACAGAUUACGCACGAACGUCCCCCGAGUGAUAAAGAACUAGGUGGUCCAAAACAUGGAAAAACAGAUCCGACAGGUGCACCACAUGUCGGAGGGAACACUUGGGCCGGGGGAACCGGAGGUCGGGACACAGCAGGACUAGGGGGUGUAGGAGGACCAUAUAGGUUGGAUGGGGGUGGGGAUGUGCAUCAAGUAUCCCAGGUAGAAAAGGAUGCAGUACCAGAGCAUAUUCGGAGAGCUGCUAGAGAAAUGGCUGAAAAAGCUUGGAAACAAAGAUUGCGUGAGAUAAAGAUGUCGGAGUAUGAUGGGGAGUUAUACGAGGUGUAUUCAAAGAGUGUGAGGAAACAAGUGACAUCUCUUAGGGUCAUACUGGAGAGUCUGCAGGCUAAGGGUAAAGAGAGACAAUGGUUGAAACACCAACAACAUGGAGACCUUGAUGAUGCUAAGCUCAUUGAAGGAAUAACUGGAGAGAAGUCAAUCUACAGAAGGAGGGGUGAACAGGAUCCAGAGAUGGGGACCCCACAACAGAAACCCAAACUUUUGAAGCUGGUUGUCGAUGUCUCUGGAAGCAUGUACAGGUUUGAUGGACAUGAUAAAAGACUGGAGCGCUCAAUGGAAGCAUGUCUUAUGGUCAUGGAGGCCUUUGAGAAUUAUGAACAGAAAUUUAAGUAUGAGAUAUCUGGGCACUCUGGUGAAGGUCCCAACUUUGAAUUUGUUAAAGGAAAAGUACCAAGCAACAACAAGGAAAGAUUAGAUACACUGAAGAUGAUGAUAGCCCACUCUCAGUUUUGCCUGAGUGGAGACCAUACACUUGAAGCCACAAAGAAAGCUGUAGAGGAUAUUGCCAAAGAAGAAGAGGCAGAUGAACGAUUUGUUAUUGUGCUAAGCGAUGCUAAUUUAGAUCGCUAUGGUAUCCGCCCACAGAGGUUUGCUGAUGUAUUAAAAAGUAAUGAUGAUGUGAAUGCAUUUGCCAUUUUCAUUGGUUCCCUUGGAAACCAAGCUCAAGUGUUGACUAAACAAUUACCUCAGGGAAAGGGCUUUGUUUGUUUGGAUACAAAAGACAUACCUCAAAUUUUACAACAAAUUUUCACAUCAACUAUGCUUUCUACUAGAUGAUGAUAUUAACCAAUAGGAGAGUGUUUAUAUCAACCAAUAGGAUAUGAAACUGAGAUUGACCAUUAACCAAUAGGAAAUGAGACUGAGAUUGAAUAAGCAAUUGUAUUGGAUAACAUGUAUAAUGCUACAAAUUAGUAGACGUCUCUCUUUUGACAAUCUGUGUCUUGUUUGACAUGAAACUCAAAUUAAAACUUAAAGAAUUGCAACCAUUUUGAUUUGAGCAGCCAUUUUGAAUAAACACAGUAUUUAGGUUAAGCAGAGUUUGGAGGCUAUUUAGGAAAGCCCCUACUAAGUGUUAUAUAGUAUCAUUAUUUGAAUAUGAAACAGUCGGAAAUGAAUCCAAGUUUUAGUAAAAAUGUCAUUUUUGGAAGAUUUUUGCUGUCAGUUUAGAUUUUGGGAAAAUACAGAUGCCUUUUCAACCCAAUUGUUUUUCCACAAUUAUUGUUGAUAUUUUAAUUUGUUACGAGGGAAGUGUCCACAAGUCUAAAAAUUGUUUAUGGGCAAUAGAAAAUGCUUUUAUAAUGUGUGUAUUUAAUAUUUAUAUAAAGUGAAAAUAUUUAUAUAAAGUGAAUAUAAUGUGUAUCAUUGAAAUAAGCAACAGUAGAAUAAAUGAUUUUAUAACUCAUUAA